AAGUGUCAAAUCAAAGUGAUAUCAUGCUAAAACAAUCUUUGCCAACUUCCUUUCAGGUUUUUAAAAACCUCCAGCUGUUCCUGGAGAACAAGCAGCCUGAGGAUGACCUCUUUGACAGGCUGAAUACCUCUAUUCUGAAUAAGCACUUACAGGAGCUGAUGGAUGGCCUGACAGCCAAGGUCUUUCGUACCUACAACGCCUCCAUCACCCUGCAGCAGCAGCUGAAGGAACUUGCCUGCCCUGAUGACAGCCUUCCUGCUAAAGUCCUGUCGUACAACCGUGCCAACCGGGCGGUGGCCAUCCUCUGUAACCACCAGAGAGCUCCGCCCAAAACCUUUGAGAAGUCCAUGCAAAACCUUCAGACCAAGGUAAACGCCUGUGUUCCACCUUUCUUCUGUUUUGUUGUAACGCCACAAACUAUGAUGCCUCUGU
Messenger RNA from Notothenia coriiceps (black rockcod), 432 nucleotides. Its product is annotated as DNA topoisomerase 1-like. The annotation marks the transcript as partial. Gene Ontology annotation, molecular function: DNA binding; DNA topoisomerase type I (single strand cut, ATP-independent) activity. The transcript is spliced from 3 exons. Gene Ontology annotation, biological process: chromosome segregation; DNA replication; DNA topological change. Gene Ontology annotation, cellular component: chromosome; nucleolus. The record is from RefSeq and is a predicted model, not a curated record. Lineage: Eukaryota; Metazoa; Chordata; Actinopteri; Perciformes; Nototheniidae.